Molecule: messenger RNA, 812 nt
Organism: Loa loa (African eye worm)
Lineage: Eukaryota; Metazoa; Nematoda; Chromadorea; Rhabditida; Onchocercidae
Exons: 5
Coding region: 50-607 (185 amino acids)
Source: RefSeq, a predicted model, not a curated record
UUUCAGAAUAAGUUACACUGAUCAAGUAAUUUUUAUAAGAUAAAUAAAAAUGCCGCUUCCACCUGCGGUUGAUAAAUUAUUACAAGAUGUGGAUAAGAAAUUGCAUGAAGAAAAUGCUGUGACGAAUUUGUUGGCACAAAUUGAAGCGAAAGUGGGACUUAAACGAUUACAUCUUGUACUUGGUUUUGUUGGAAUUCAUGCUCUGUAUUUGAUAUUUGGAUCUUUUGCUGAACUUUUAUGCGAUAUCAUUGGCUUUGUCUAUCCGGCUUACAUCUCAAUCAGAUCAGUCGAAACUUUUCAUAAGGAUGAUGGCGCACAGUGGUUAACCUACUGGGUUAUCUUUGCAUUAUUCAACAUCGUCGAAUGCUUUUCGGAAACAUUCGUAACAUAUUUCCCGCUCUAUUGGCUACUCAAGUGCGUUUUCCUGUUGUAUUUGUAUUUGCCAAUGACAAGGGGUGCGCAGAAAGUUUACUACCGUUUCAUACAGUCAUUCGUGCAGAAGCACCAAUCAGCUAUUGAAAAACAAAUAGGUCGUGCGGCCGAGAAAUUGACUGAUAAACUUGAUGCAGUACGUCAAGAAUUUGAGACGCACGUGAAACCGAAUUAAGAUGAAGUGAAAUUGGACAUGCAUUGAGCAAUUAUUGCGACAAUCAAAUGUGAAAAGCUUAGCAUCCUAAAAAAAAAAAAAAGUGGAAGAAUAUAAUUCAGCAAACUGAUGGAUGAAUGGUUUUAAUUAGUUAUGAAAGAUAUCUGUAAAGCUUUUAUCAGAAGCCUUCUGCUUUAUGUGUGCUUUGUCAAAACUGAAAACAGGG